This is a messenger RNA of Silurus meridionalis, 3242 nucleotides long. It is a transcript of the gene qsox1, whose product is annotated as quiescin Q6 sulfhydryl oxidase 1. The record is from RefSeq and is a predicted model, not a curated record. Gene Ontology annotation, biological process: protein folding. The coding region runs from base 41 to 2239 and encodes 732 amino acids. Gene Ontology annotation, molecular function: protein disulfide isomerase activity; flavin-dependent sulfhydryl oxidase activity. Lineage: Eukaryota; Metazoa; Chordata; Actinopteri; Siluriformes; Siluridae. The transcript is spliced from 12 exons. Gene Ontology annotation, cellular component: Golgi membrane.
GAGAGAGAGAGAGAGAGAGAGAGAGAGAGAAAGGGCAGAAAUGGCGGCGCGCGCUUGCCCCGCCACGUCUCUCAGGCGCUGGAGAAUGUGCGGGGUGGCGGCGGCGGCGGUGCGCGCGGUGCUGUGCUGCGUGCUCGUGGGCAGCGGCGCGGUUCGGGCAGGUUUGUACACGGACGCGGACCAGGUCGCCAUCUUGACUCCCGACACCGUGGAUUCGGUUCUGUUCGGGUCUCCGACUGCAACGCUGCUCGAGUUUUACGCCACCUGGUGCGGACAUUGCGUCGCCUUCUCACCCGCGUGGAAGAAACUGGCGCUGGAUAUUAAAGAGUGGAAGUUGGCGGUGCAUUUGGCGGCAAUCGAUUGUGCGAAUGAGAACAACCGAGAAGUGUGUAUUAGAUUCGCCAUCACGGGAUAUCCGUCUCUGAGGUUUUUCCCAGCAUUCUCCAGUAAUGAUUCUACAGGGGAAAAUAUCAGAGGCUUCUCCCGUGAUGUCACAGGCCUCCGUCACCUCAUUAUUGAUAAACUUGAGUCUCACAAGAACCCGGCACCACCGGCGUGUCCCCCACUGGAAACAACCAGCACUCAAGAGAUCGACAGCUACCUGGAGGAAAGCAGAGAGCACAACCACAACCUGGCCGUGGUGUUCGAGGAGGACAACUCCUAUGUGGGCCGAGAGGUGAUCUUGGACAUGCUGCAGUAUGUGAACAUCAUGGUGCGGCGGGUUUUGCGCUCUGAGGAAGAGCUUGUGAAUCGACUCAAUGUAACAGAAUUCCCUUCUGUUUAUGUCUAUAACAAACAAAGCAACUUUACCAGACUGCCAGUGUUGAGAGAUGCUCGUGCGUUUUACUCGUACGCCCUCCAGAGGUUACCGGGUGUGGUGCGAGAAGGAAAACCUUAUCCCGAAGUCACUGACUUCGUCCGGAACCAGACAGAGGAGCAGUGGAUACCAUUCAACAAGACACGUGUGUACAUGUCUGAUCUUGAAUCUGCUCUGCAUUACUCUCUUCGGGUGGAAGUAGCAUCUCAUACCGUCAUUAAAGGGGAAGCUCUCACCGCUCUGAAAGGCUACAUCUCUGUACUGGACAAGUAUUUCCCAGGCAGGCCUCCAGUGAAAAAUGCUUUAAAGGCGGUGAACAAUUGGCUGAAGGAGCAGAAGAAAACAUCAAUCAUGUACAGCGAGUUCAGCGCUGCUCUGAACACCAAGACCACUGACUCAUAUCUUCCUGAAGUUGUGAGGUGGGUGGGGUGUCAGGGUUCGAAGAAGCAAUAUCGAGGUUAUCCCUGCUCAAUGUGGACACUUUUCCACACACUGAUUAUCCAGGCUGCAGAAGCAGGAAGUAAAGACCCUCAGGAGGUGCUGCAGGCGAUGAGGCACUAUGUCGGAAGUUUUUUUGGCUGUCGUCCUUGUGCAGAUCAUUUCGAGGCCAUGGCUCAGGAGAAUAUGGACCAUGUGACCACUCAUACGGUCGCCGUCCUUUGGCUCUGGUCUCGCCACAACCGGGUCAAUGCCCGCCUCGCAGGUGAACUGAGCGAGGAUCCUCACUUCCCCAAAGUCCAGUGGCCUCCUCCGGACCUGUGUCCAUCCUGUCACACCCUGAAGUCGAACGGAGAUCACGCCUGGGUGCAGAACAAGACAUUAGCCUUCCUCAGGAAUUAUUACUCUGCACAGCACCUCUCAAAUGACUUUCUGUCUGUUUCUGUUGAACCACCGGUGAUCGAGAGACGCAAAGCCAGGGAGACGGCACCCAAUCGCGAACAGGAAGCAGGACAGGAAGUGGUGGAUGAGGAGGACGAACUAAACGAAGCUCCUCAGGAUGAGAAAUCCGCAUCUUAUGCAUCACCGCGUAAACCAAGCAUCGUCGGACUUCGGCACCAUCAGUUCAGAGAGGACAUUGUGGACCUGGACGCCUUCAUAAUCCAGCACUACAAAGCUAAAGCACCGCUAAGCAGGCGGGACAUGGAGGAUGAAGUCGAGCCCCUUCCACAGAGCAUGAGGAGGACCAGGCGGGAUCUUGCUGCACUUGACGCCAAAGGGUUAGCGCUUGGGCUAGAGGUGGAGCCUGAGCCGUACGACCAGUCUCGGACGCACUGGAUGUCUGUCCUCAGUGUCGGGUUCUCGCGGCUCGACGUGAGUCUGUGCGUGGCGUUCUACCUGCUCUCAGUGCUCUGCAUCGCCACCAUGUGCUUGUAUUUCCGAGUAAAACGGCGCCAACGCAGGACAAAAUUGGCACUGCCGUAACCGAUUUGCACCAAAGAAUGGGGUUCGUCGAUAGCUAACAUCAAAACUGAUCACUUUUACUGACUGGAUUAAAAUCACUUAAAAAAUGCUGUAAUUUCACCACCAUGUCAAUUCAUGAGCAUUUUAGCUAGGCAUGCGGGCCGGGGUUUUCUAGCAUAGCAUUACCAAGCCAACACCUAUAGCUAGUUUGCUCGCCAGGACCAUAAAUUCAGCCACUUAAUUGGCCUUGUUUCAUUUUGUCACCGAAAGCAAACUCUCAAAGUACAACAGCAUCUUUGCAAUUACAUGUGUGAUAUUUUUCCUCUUAAGAAAAUCACAUAAAUAGUUUCACAGUCAUUAGUAUGUUAAUUAGCUGACCUUCUGGCACACGUUUCUGUGCAAAGAAAUGCGGAAAUAUAAUAUACAAUUGGAGUAACCAUCACCAGACACCGCAGUUGCGUAAUCUCAUGUAGGGAAGAUUUUACGAGUCAUAGGAUGCCGAGUGUGGUUUUUAUUUAUAUAACAAUGUUAUAUAGAAAAGCGAGAGAAGCUCAGGUUUUCUGGGUCUAGCUACCGAAACAUACAUGGUGUAAAAAUGAUAUUAAAUAAAAUUACAUUUAUUAACAAAUACAUUUUAAUACAAAUUGUAAGUGAGAUUUUUUGCUAAAGUGGCUGAGUGUGGGCUCGCUGGUGUUCGUGUAAACCACAGAAAGAUGAAGAACAUUUAGAACCGAGAUCGUUUGUGUCGAGGUGACUCCGCCCCGCUUUGCCGCGAUUGGCCAAAUCCAAAGCCCUGACGCUUCUAAUUAUACAGAGUGCUUGACUGUUUUAAACAGUGUGGUCUAACAGGAUUUCAGAGAAUCAUACAUAAAUAAUAAACACUUUAUAAUAAAUAAAUAUAUAAAUGGAUUUUACGGUGAUGAUGGGCGGAGUUAUCGAUUGUUCCUUUAUUUUUAGCCCAUUCAGUGUUAAUUACAUUGUAUCAUGAUACAGAAAUUAUAAAUAAAUUCUAUUUAAUUCUAAA